UACUAGGGAUACCCUGGCAAAGAGAAUAGCAAGUUAAAAAAAAAAAGGCAUUUCUUUCUACCAGAUUGAGUUAAAGAAAUAUUACAGUGAUGACUGAUAAACAGCCUGAGAGACUGUGGGAAUGGUUGGAACAAAAUACUUAGAAAUAAAGUGGAAGAAUUGACAGAAGAAUAAUCUGACUUUUCACUGCUUGGCAGGCAAAGUGAGAAAUACAUCUUGAAAAAGAUGGGACUUCCUCUCCAGGUCCAGCCCAAGGCAACAGAAAGCGAGCCUGAAAGCACAGAUCGGCGGAGAGAAGACAGCCAUCUGAGUGCAGUGUGCUCUGCCGAUGUUUGCCCCCUCCCCAUAGCCAAGUGUUGCUAAGCUAUAGCGUUAUGUGAUGCUCAGAGCUGUCUGUAGGCACACUAACCCUUUGUUCCGCAGGGCAGCUGAGUCCUUUCUACACAGAACAAACCUAUGCUACACAGCCUUAGUGACUUCAGAAAACAUCACCAAUAGAAACAACAAUCGUCUCUGGAAAACAGUAUCUGUGGCAUUGAGAAAGGCAAAAAGUGAAACCUAACCAGACUGCAGCUGUUUUGUUGGUGUGGGUACUUCCACUCACUGCAAAUGGUGGCUUUCAUCACUAACUUAAAGCAGUCGAAUCAACAAGUCCCUCAGCAUCACUUCCAGAGUAUCUUCUGUGAAAACAUCUUACCACUGCACAUGUGUUCAAUAAAUGAGGAAUAUCUAUGUGCAAGCACUCCAUAGACAACACCCUUCUACAGACAGGGAGGCAUCCUGACAAACAUCAGGUACUGUAUCCAAUGCCAAAAAAAAAAAGGUGAAAAGAUGCUUUGUGAAAAUGAAAAUACUUGAAACAGAAAUGAAGCUGUCUGUGAAACACCAUAAGCACAGAACGUGACUUGUCCAGCUGAUACUGCAAAUACAUCUUAAACCAUUCAAAACAGGGUGUUACUUAGAGCAGUAGGAUGCAUCUCUGUGAAUAACCUCCCAAACUAGGCAAACUUCUUAUACUUAGAGAAAAAGACGAACAGUUGUUAUAGUCUCCUUCCCUUAUACAGUUAAAUGCAAAUGCUGCUUUACAGUCAUACUCCUGCUAUCGCCCUGCAUGCACAGCUGACACGCCACCUACUGCAAACCCGAGCCGACAGUCGGAGCAAUGCAAGCAGCAUUGCCACUCCAACAUCGUGCCGGAGCUGUAUAAAGGUGCUUUUUUCUUUCAGAUUUUAAAAACACAUAAUCAAUCUCUUUGCAAGCUGAGAAGCACAAAGCAAGAUAACUGGAGUUUUGGUCUGGCUUUGAUCAUGGAGAAAAAAAUAAACAGAAGAGAAAACGAAUGCGAAGAAAAACACAGCAACUCCGAAGGCUCUGAGCAAGAGAAGGACUAUAGAACAUCUCUGGUUACUCUGAAUGUUGGUGGCUAUCUAUACAUCACACAAAAACAGACACUAACCAAGUAUCCAGAUUCUUUUCUGGAAGGGAUCAUAAAUGGAAAAAUAAUGUGCCCUUUUGAUGCAGAUGGGCAUUACUUCAUAGACAGAGAUGGACUCCUUUUCAGACACAUUCUCAACUUCCUACGAAAUGGAGAACUUCUUCUACCAGAAGGGUUUCGAGAAAAUCAACUUUUGGCACAGGAAGCAGAAUUCUUCCAGCUUAAGGUACUCUCAGAUGCAGUGAAAUCAAGGUGGGAGAAGGAACAGCUAGCAUCUCGAGAGACUACUUUCCUGGAAAUAACUGACAGCCACGACCGUUCCCAAGGACUCAGAAUCUUUUGCAAUGCUCCUGAUUUCAUUGCAAAAAUAAAAGCCAGAAUUGUACUGGUGUCCAAAAGCAGGCUGGAUGGAUUUCCAGAAGAGUUUUCAGUAUCUUCAAAUAUUAUUCAAUUCAAGUACUUCAUAAAGUCUGAAAAUGGUACACGACUGGUACUGAAGGAGGACAACACCUUUGUCUGCACCCUGGAAACUCUUAAGUUCGAGGCUAUAAUGACGGCUUUAAAAUGUGGAUUUAGACUGCUGACCAGUCUGGAUUGUUCAAAAGGGUCGAUUGUUCACAGCGAUGCACUUCAUUUUAUCAAGUGAUCACAAAGGCAGAGGAAAUGAGCAUGCUGCCAGUAAACCUUGACCUGCAGACUCCUGGCAUCACAAAUAACCUAUCCAACUAGCCUUGUACCACAGAUAUCGGCUGCUAACCAACUGACGUGAGCUAAUGGUAUGUAAAUCUCAUAAUGACAUCCAUCUCUGGCUUACUUAAACAGGAAGAAAAUGUGAUGCCUGGAUUUAAUAUCUGCUAAACAUUGUAAGCACAGAUUGAAUGCUUUAUGCUAUUUGUAAUACCUGUUUUCUCGAUGCUGUCUUUCAACCAGCUGAAUUUUUGUGUACUUGUAUGACUAACACGCACACACCACACUGCUCCGAUGGACAGCAGUGAGAGUAUUUCCACGUAAUAAGCAAGAUUAAAACAUCUUUUGCUUAUAAACAUUUCAGAGUGGAUUUUAACUGGAAUAAAUGAUGCUGAAUGUUCAUUAGUGCUUAUGCUAAUCUAUCGUACUUAAUUUGAAAACAAACAUGAGAUCAACUUGAUUUUAAAGUUAAAUGAUUUCUCAACUGACUUAAAAUUGAAUUUGUAACUGUGGUACCACAUUAAUAACAAUUGCCAAAACCAAACAAACAAUGCUGGGGGGGGGGGGGGGGUACUUUUGUUAUGGGAAAGGAGUUGAUUCUGCACAGAAUGUUACAUUUUCUAAUUACAUAUACAUAUCAAAUGCUCAAUAAAAAUAUUUCACAGAGUUUCAUGUAA
Pogoniulus pusillus (Red-fronted tinkerbird) is the source of this 2799-nucleotide messenger RNA. RefSeq names its product potassium channel tetramerization domain containing 4 (gene KCTD4). Gene Ontology annotation, biological process: protein homooligomerization. Gene Ontology annotation, molecular function: protein binding. The transcript is spliced from 2 exons. NCBI's taxonomy places the organism in Eukaryota, Metazoa, Chordata, Aves, Piciformes, Lybiidae. The coding region runs from base 1308 to 2081 and encodes 257 amino acids. The record is from RefSeq and is a predicted model, not a curated record.